This is a messenger RNA of Rotaria sp. Silwood2, 336 nucleotides long. Lineage: Eukaryota; Metazoa; Rotifera; Eurotatoria; Philodinida; Philodinidae. The record is from the annotation of a GenBank genome assembly.
AUGGCACAACGUACAGCAUCACAACUCUAUUUUGAUUUAAUUCGUCUGUUUAAACAAUGGCCAAUUGAUAAAUCUAAAACAGGUCGUGAUCUUGGUGAAUGUUUACGACAACAAUUUUCUCAAGCAUUUAUUCUAGGUGAAAAUUCUCAAGUAGAUUGUAAUGAAUGGAAUCGUUUUUAUGAUAAUAUGAAAUUAUUAAUAUCUAAUGAUAUUAAAAAUCAUUAUAAACGUGAACGUAAUUGGACAGCAUCUGGUUUAAGUCGUGAACAUUUACAUUUUUUACUUUCAAAUAAAAGUCUUCAAGCUAAUAAAGAUUUUAUGAAAAAAAUGAAAUAA